AGGCAGGGCGCAUUCCCGCGAGCCCGGCGGUGGCUGGGCGCCUUUGAUUGCCUUUCGGGUGUGGGGAGGCUUGCCGCGAGGUGAGUUUCUCGGCUCCUGAGGAGGUGCCCGGCGGCGUUUUUAAUUUUCCUCUUUCCCUCUCGCUCUCCAGCCGCACCGUCCCAGCCGGCCGGACUUGCAGGCACUUCCUGCAAGUGUGGCCGGCUGGGACGUUGCGGUUAGGGAGUUUGCUACUCGCGCCGAGCGGUGGCGAAGGGGCCGAGUUUGGGAGGAAGAAAAGCGAGGGGGACUCCGCACGCGUGACUUCGGGGCUCCUCGAGAGUAAGUAAGAAAGCAAGGCAGCCGCAGCCGCCAGCGUCCUCCCGGUCGCCGAAGAGAGACUGCGGGCGGGACGCGCGGCUGGUGGUGGAUCUCCAGUUCCCUCGGCUGGUCACGGCCCUCUCUCUCUUCGUGAAACCUUUCAGUUUGCCAGUUGUUUGGGAUUAGUUACGAAAGAAGAAGAAGGAGGAGGAAGAAAAAGAAAAAAAAACCCUUUUAAAUCAACGUCAUUAUAACUCAGGGGCUUGGCUGGACUUAAAAAGAAGAAGGAAAAAAUCGCGCUUCCGAACUAGUGUAUUGUUUUACCUCGCUCGCUUUCAUAAACUAACCCCGAAGAACUCUGUAAUUGGAUAACAAGAGUAAUAGGAUGACAUCCCUUGUAGAUCCCAGGAUUAAACAAGCUUUGAGGAAGAAACCAUCUGAAAGAACUCAAGAGGAAUUAAAUACUAUCUAUUACUAUCUUCAUGGAAUGGAUAUAUUAUCUCAUCUCAGGGAGCAUCAGUUAAGAAUUAUGACUUCCAGUGCACGGUAUAAAAGAUAUGACGGAAAUCAAGUUUUAUUUUGCUCAGAUACUAUUGCAAGAUGCUGGUAUAUUCUUCUUUCUGGAUCUGUGCUUAUGAAGGAUUCUAUGUUUUUGCCACCCUGCAGUUUUGGCAAGCAGUCUGGAGGGAAACGAGGUUGUGAGUGUAUUGUGUUGGAACCUUCGGAAAUGAUUGUGGUAGAUAAUUCAAAAGAGAAUGAAGACAGUAUCUUGCAAAGGGAAGUGCCUCUUCGACAAUCUCGACGGAGGUUUCGGAAGAUUAAUCGGAGGGGAGAACGUCAGACCAUUACAGAUAAUGUGGAUGUUAGUAGCUACCUUUCACUUCCAGCUGACCUUACCAAGAUGCACCUCACAGAUAGUCAACAUCCACAGGUGACACAUGUCCCUUCAAGCCAGUCUGGCUGCAGCAUUGCCAGUGAUUCUGGGAGUAGCAGUUUAUCAGACAUCUAUCAGGCUACUGAAAGUGAGAUGGGAGAUGUAGAUUUAACUGGCCUCCCAGAAGCACCAGUAGAUUCUGAAGAUGAUGAAGAAGAAGAUGAAGACAUUGACAGAACAUCUGAUCCUCUGCUAGGACGAGAUGUUGUUCGGGAGUGCCUUGAAAAAGAACCUGCUGACAAAACAGAUGAUGAUAUUGAACAAUUACUGGAAUUCAUGCAUCAGCUUCCAGCAUUUGCAAAUAUGACUAUGUCAGUAAGAAGAGAACUUUGCUCAGUAAUGAUAUUUGAAGUGGUAGAACAAGCUGGAGCCAUCAUCCUUGAAGAUGGGCAAGAGCUUGACUCUUGGUACGUUAUUUUAAAUGGCACUGUGGAAAUUAGCCGUCCUGAUGGGAAAACAGAAAGUCUCUGUAUGGGAAAUAGUUUUGGGAUUACCCCAUCUCUGGAAAAGCAACACAUGAAUGGUGUGGUUAGGACCAAAGUAGAUGACUGCCAGUUUGUAUGUAUAGCCCAGCAGGACUAUUGGCGUAUUUUGAACCAUGUUGAAAAAAAUACACACAAAGUGGAGGAAGAAGGAGAAAUUGUUAUGGUGAAGGAGCACAGAGAACUUGACCGCAGUGGAACCAGAAAAGGACACAUUGUCAUUAAGGCUACACCUGAACGCCUCAUUAUGCAUUUAAUAGAAGAACACUCUAUUGUGGAUCCAACCUACAUUGAAGACUUUUUAUUAACAUUCAGAACAUUUUUGUCAAGCCCUCUGGAAGUUGGGGACAAACUCUUAGACUGGUUUCUGGUCGACAGUCUCAGGGACAAGGUUACUCGAGUUGUACUGCUAUGGGUGAACAACCAUUUUAAUGAUUUUGAAGGAGAUCCAGCCAUGACAAGAUUUUUGGAAGAAUUUGAAAAAAAAUUGGAAAAUGCGAAAAUGAAAGGACAUCUCAGGUUAUUAAACAUUGCAUGUGCCGCAAAGGCAAAGUGGAGACAAGUCACCUUGCAAAAGCCUUCUAGAGAGUCACCACUUUUCUUCAGUCUUCUUGGAGGGAGCGAAAAAGGUUUUGGUAUUUUUGUAGAGUCAGUGGAACCAGGAAGCAAAGCAGCAGAAACUGGGCUUAAACGUGGUGAUCAGGUAAUGGAAGUAAAUGGGCAAAACUUUGAGAACAUUACAUUUUCAAAAGCUACUGAAAUCUUGAGAAACAAUACUCAUCUUUCCAUCACUGUAAAAACAAAUAUUUUCGUAUUCAAAGAGCUACUUAGUAGGAUAGGACAGGAGAAGAAUGGAGUUCCGCAUAUUCCCAAAAUAGCAGAAAAGAAAAAUAAUCGUUACUCCAUCCCAGAUAUUCCUGGAGAUGUGGAACAGAUGUUUCCACGUGAGAAAGGAAACAAGAAAAUCAAAGCAAACACUGUGUCUGGAGGAAGAAACAGAAUCAAGAAAAUUUUAGACAAGACACGAUUCAGCAUCUUGCCUCCAAAACUAUUCAGUGAUGGUAGUGUAAGCCAGUCACAAGAUGACAGUAUUGUGGGGACAAGACAGUGCCGACACAGUUUGGCAAUUAUGCCUAUUCCAGGCACACUUUCAUCCAGUAGUCCUGAUCUCUUACAACCCACAACUAGCAUGCUGGAUUUUUCAAAUCCUUCAGCAGUUGGCUUUUACUACAUUCCUGAUCAGGUUAUAAGAGUCUUCAAAGCUGAUCAACAGAGUUGUUACAUUAUCAUCAGCAAAGACACUACAGCAAAAGAAGUUGUAAGCCAUGCAGUACAUGAGUUCAAUUUGGCAGGAACCCCAGAGACCUAUUCUCUGUGUGAAGUUUCUGUGAGCACUGAAGGAGUCAUCAAACAGAGAAGGCUUCCUGACCAGUUCUCAAAGUUAGCAGACCGAAUUCAGCUCAAUGGGAGGUAUUAUUUGAAAAAUAAUAUGGAAACGGAGACUUUGUGCUCAGAUGAAGAUGCUCAAGAAUUGCUAAGAGAGAGCCAAAUCUCACUUUUACAGCUGAGUACUAUUGAAGUGGCUACUCAGCUCUCAAUGAGAGACUUUGAAUUGUUUCGAAACAUUGAGCCUACUGAGUAUAUCGAUGAUUUAUAUAAGCUUGAAUCUAAAACAGGAAAUACUAACCUGAAACAAUUUGAGGAUGUUAUUAAUCAAGAGACAUUUUGGGUUGCUACAGAAAUUCUAUCUGAAGCAAAUCAGCUGAAAAGGAUGAAGAUUGUAAAACAUUUCAUAAAAAUUGCUCUCCAUUGCAGAGAAUGCAAGAAUUUCAACUCUAUGUUUGCUGUUAUUAGUGGUCUUAAUCUGGCACCAGUGGCUCGACUCAGAGGUACAUGGGAAAAGUUACCAAGCAAAUACGAAAAACACCUUAGAGAUCUUCAGGAUCUUUUUGAUCCAUCUAGGAACAUGGCAAAGUAUCGCAACAUCCUUAGUAGUCAGAGCAUGCAGCCUCCAAUUAUUCCAUUAUUUCCAGUUGUCAAGAAAGAUAUUACAUUUCUGCAUGAAGGAAAUGAUUCAAAGGUGGAAGGUUUGGUAAAUUUUGAGAAACUGAGAAUGAUUGCUAAAGAGAUACGUCAGGUUAUCCGAAUGACUUCUGCUAACAUGGAUCCUGCUGUGAUGUUCAGACAAAGGAAGAAGAGGUGGAGGAGUUUGGGGUCACUGAGUCAGGGUAGCACAAAUUCAAACAUGUUGGAUGUUCAAGGAGGUGCUCACAAAAAACGUGCUCGGCGCAGCUCCCUUUUAAAUGCAAAAAAGUUGUAUGAAGAUGCUCAGAUGGCCAGGAAAGUCAAACAGUACCUAUCCAACCUAAACGUGGAAACAGAUGAAGAAAAAAUCCAGAUAAUGUCACUUCAGUGUGAGCCUACAUACAGCACUUUGACAAAAAACUUAAGUGAAAGACGAGGCACAAAAGUUUCAGAGAUGUCUCCAAUGCCACUGAGGUCGGUUGGCCAAACCACAAAAGCCCACUUACAUCAGCAAAACAGAAUGAGUCAAGUUCUUCAAGUUCCAGCAGUUAAUCUUUACCCUAUUCGGAAAAAAGGACCAGCAAAAGACCACGUCGCUUUUAGUGCAGGUUCUCCUCAGAAGUCACUCAGUUUAUCUGAAGAACCAAGUAGUAAAAAGCAGGCAGAAGAUGACAUCUCUGUGGCAUCAUCAUUGCAUUCCAGUCCUCCUGCUUCUCCUCAGGAGUCUCCACGCAAAGUCAGUAACUCGCAGAGGUCUGAUAACUGUAGCCAGCUUAAUCUGUCCGGUUCAUCUUCCUCCCUUGCAAGUGAAACAAGCAACAAGAACAGUGGACAUCGCAGCUAUGGAAUAGGCUACGCCCUGAUCCCAUCUGCCAAAUCUGAGAAUUUUUCCGAUUCCAGUCAUAGUGAGAUCUCUUCACGGUCCAGCAUUGUCAGCAACUGUUCUGCUGACUCCAUGUCUGCAGCUCUUCAGGAUGAGAGGUGUCUGCCUCAGACGAUGGUGAUGGAUGCAGUUGAGGCAGUGGAAAGGAGAGAGCCCUUUCCACCACCUCCUGAAUACAACCAGUCUUGCCCUGGUUUAAGUUGGCCCCUGCCUAGACCUCCAGUGAUCCGAGGGCUGCCUGUCCCAUCCUCCAUGAGCACCGAGGAGAUUUCUCAUGAGCACCUCACAAUAGAAGCAGCAGAUAGUGGCCGUGGAAGCUGGACCUCUUGUUCGAGUAACUCUCAUGAUAAUUUUCAAAACAUCCAGAACCAAAAGGGGUGGGACCUCUUAAACUCUUACCGCCAUGCUCAUUUAGAAAGGGCCAUUGCUGAAGUGGAGCCAUCUAGCUGCUGUCCCGAGGAGACUCAUUUGCAGUCACACAGCCACUCAGACGGUAGUCGGCAACCCAAAACUGGCAUGGACUUUGACCAGUCCCGGCAGAGCUGGGCUUCAUCUAGUUCCCUGUCAGACACCCACGAAACAAACUAUGGGACCAUAAAACGAAGAGGACUGGACAGCUUAACAGCAGAGCACACUGAGGCUUUGGACGCUAAAGCAGGUAGUGAUGCAACUUACAAAACUGUCACUUCAAGCACAGAGCAUGGCCUCAUAGUGUACUGUGUCACCUCAUCUAAGGAAGACAGUAGAUAUAGGGAGCCACCGCCCACCCCACCAGGAUAUAUGGGGAUUUCUUUAGCGGACAUAAAGGAAGGAUCCCACCACCCACACCUAAAGCCUCCAGACUAUAGUGUGGCGGUGCAGAGGUCAAAGAUGCUGUCUAGGCUCUCCUCCACUCCUCUGAAUAGCGAACCAGUGGCCUGUUUUCCAAGGAAGAUGCCUAAGUGGCAUAGCCGGCAACCGUCCCAUCCUAAGCUAGCAGAUAUGACUGGCGCAAAUAGUGAAGAGGAUGAAGAUGAACAAGUAUCAGCAGUCUAGCCUCUGUGCUUCCUGUGAAAAUUGUUUCAAAUCGUAACAACAUUGGAGGAAGGAAUUUUACAGUAUUGUCAGCUAUAGCUGACAGCUUGCUGCUAUUGACUUCAAAGAAUUGUGUUUGCCUCUCUUCGACUAGUAGGAUGAACUAUCUGGAUUGUAAUUUUGAAUUUGCUUCAGCCCAUUGCAGUCAAUUCAAUGGAAUUUAAGAAAACUAUAUUGGAAAGAUAAAACACUCAUUCUAAGAAAUACUGACCCUGUAUUGCAGUAUCAAGAAGGACCUAAUAUUUGAUGCAUUGGGGCCAGCUUGGGAGCAAUCUUCUGUAGAAGAACUAUAGAAUCUUUAUUAGUAGACUUUGUUCAGAUAUUUUCUCUAUAACUGUUAUGGCUCUCAGUUGAAGAAAGUUAUUUUAUGUGAAAAUGACAUCAAAACUAAGGAAACCUCUGCAGCAAUCUGAAGAGUAAUUUAUUAAUUUGGAAUUUAUAUAAGGAUUUUUGUUUGUACAUGUAUUGGAAUGCUCUGGUUGGCUAAUGUGAAUGCUUUGUCAAAAAAAAAAGGAAGCAAAUUGUUAAGGUGUUAGUGUGAUGUCUUAUGCUAAGCAAAACACUUGAUUUCUAAGGAACUGGAUGUUCAUGAGUGCAGCUAGAGGUUUACACACAGUGUAACAUCAACCACAUCAAUCUUUAAAAUAUCAAGCCCUUAGAGGUGUAUAUUGAGUGUGUUUUGAUGGGCAUACAGUAGUGAAAUACUGCCAUCUAUUGAUCCUGUAUUUUAAAAUCAAUGAAAUACAUGCAGUUCCUUUCAGCUAUCAUAUUAUUAAGGGAGCACUUGCAUUUUUUUUCUUUCCUACAUUCCAUAUUUUUCCCUCUUGUCUAAACAAUUUCAUGGCACAUUUGUAUCAUUAUCUGCCUAGAGACUUACCAGGUGUUUCCUCUUCUAUAAUACUUGCAUUGGAGAAGUACUCAACAAGUUCUGCUCUUUAGGAUUUAGCUUAAAGUUUUCAAACUUACAAGCUUAGGAACAAAGUCAUAGAAAUAAGAAGGACCAUUAGGAGGAGGAGGAGGAGGUGGUGGUGAUAAUAAUGAUGAUAAUGAUAAUAAUAAUAAUAAUAAUACAGUCUAUAUAUUAUUUCAGGCUUUCAAUUUUAUUUGAAACUUUUCUUCCCAUUCCUUAAGAAAAGUUUGGUUGCAAGUCCUUUUUUGUACUUAAAUCAGCUGCAUAGUUCAUAAAUUUUGAACAAUCCACACAUCCACUACGAAGUCCAAAGUAAUCGAUUCCCACUGAUUCAGAGACUUAGAAAUACUUUCCAGAUGGAUAAUCUUCUAGAUGCCUAUAACAAAAGUUGGGAAGUUGCCAUGUUGAGGAAAAUUGUUCCAGAUCAUCCCAGAUUUACUACAAUCAUACUGAAUACUUAAAAUAUAGUUUUAGAAAUCUGAGAACAUGUAAAACGAAACAUACCAUCUGUUGCCACCACAAUUGCCUACCAGUGCCACUUAAUUACUCACCCCUGGUAAGCACAUUCUAAAGAUGAGAAAGAGACAAGGCUUAUGUGUGCUAUUGCUCUAGGCUUUUUUUUGUGGGGGUUGGGAGUGAAGCGACAGAACUUCUCACUGUUCUCAAGUGCCUGGUGUGAUUGUAAGAUGAAAUUUCUUCAUUUAUCUCAAGCUUGUGUGCUGGAUUUCAGAAAUGCCCAGCAAAUGUGACUUCAAAUCACCUUUAAAACCCAGUGGAACUGCAGGCAUAUCAAUCAUGCUCUCCUAUAAGGUGGGGUGAUUACAAAGGUGCUAUUUACAGAGAAAGAGGAUUCCCUGAACUGGUAUGUAUAAUACACAUUUGCACAUGUAUUAUGCAAAGUAAAAGACAAAAGACUGGCUUGACAUGGCAGCUUUACUUAGCCAACCAGAGUACAUAGAAAAAACUGGAGUUAUUAUUUGUGUUUAUAUUCUUCCCCUACUGCAUAAUGGUUGCCUAGCUGAACAUAAUUAGUGGACAUGAAUGUCUCAAUGUAUAUUUAAAGUUUACUUGUAAACCUUAAUACCAUAAAUGUUUACACACUAGGGUAGAAGGAAGAUGUCUGUCAGUUUUAAAGGUGCCUCAAAGUAACCUUAUUUUUUACACUUAAAGUUAUAAAGAGGUUUCAGAUUUUCAUUUCUGUGCAAAGUAAAUGUCGCUUGUCCUGAUAUCAAAACUUUCUGUUUGCAUAUUGACUUAGGUCAGUGAUAGCUUUCCCAAAAGCAUAUGUGAAAAAAGCUUGUCUUUUGGAUUUCUCUAUGGCUAUUGGAGACUUCCUUCAAUGCCUUGUAACAUGAAAUUACAAAUCCAGAGAGCUGAGUGGAUAACCCUAAUUCAAAAAUUAAGUGACUAAAUAUAUGUUACUACUUAAAUGUCUGGAAUAAAUAGGUGAGCCAUCAGGGCUCUUCCCCUCCGCCCACCCUCCCCAGACCUUAAAGCAACCAACAGUGAGAAAAUACUGAAGCUUGGCAACCAUGGUUUUAGCAUUUAUUAUAAUGUUACUGCAGGUGCAACAGAGUUAAAUUUUCCUGCACACAAACCACUACAUAAUCCAUAGUAGUACAGUUUCCACUGAUUCAGAGACUUGUGGAAAGUAUAUUUCUGAUGGAUCAUCUCCUAGAAACCCAUAACAGAGUGAGGAAAGGCAUGUGCAUAGCAUCUGUUCAAAGUUCUUCUUACAGCUGAUGUCCAACUGAAUGGGCAUACUGUGACUCUGUUUAAAACUGCAGGUUGCUUGAUGGACUUUAUGGAGAACUUCGAUGUCACUGGUAUGGAUGUGCUUUUUGCCAGAUAUGCCUGGGCUUUCAAAGAAGGAGGUUAUGCUCGUCAAAAGCAAACUUUUAAAUCUGAGUCCUGAGCUCCCAGCAAGUCCAGUUCACACACAUACCAUGCAGUUUGUAAGUGUAAACUCAACUUUAAACUUAGUAGAUGUUCUAGUGCUUAGGGCCAAUAUUACAGUAUUUCUCGAAUCUCAAAUAUUUGUUGCCAUUUGUAGAGAGCCUUUUCUCUUUGGUAGUAAUUUUUGUUGGGUUAUCAACCCACCUCCAGGUCUUUCCUUGUUGAAAAUCUCGUGAGCCAAAAAUUGCCCUUUUAGUGUAUUUGUAUCAACAGCAUCAGAGAUGUCUGCUUUUUUAAUUAAUGUUAUUUUUAAAAUCACUGGGCAUCUUGUUAAUACAUUUUCCUAAUGCAGAGCCUAUAGAGUGUAAAUAUGCAGCGGGUCAGUGAGCCCUUUUUAACUGCUUACUAUUUGCACAGUGCAAACUGCCUCAGCCUGUCCUUGCUCUGAUCGGUAUAUGUUUUGUUUUGCUUUUUACCAGCUUGGUCAGGGACAGUAGCCAAACUGAAAUGGGGCUUGGGUAAGCCCAAGGAGAUGGAUUUUUUUGUUUUAAAGCCAUUCAUUAUGAAACUGCUUAACCCCAUUUUGUGCUGUUUACAUAAUGUUUAUUCAUUAUAUAACUGAACAUAUUACUAGCAUGUUCUGCAUCCCUUCCAUGCACAUAACAUGUUGAUUUUUUUUUUCAAGUUCUUGAAAUGGCCAAUUCUUCUCUGUAUAUAACAUUUAUUCUUUUUCCAUUGUAUUGUGAGAAAGUUGGCCUUAUGCUGAAAGCGCAAUAGGAAUGUUUAAAAAUCUCAAAAGUCAGUUUUUAAUUUACACGAAUAGGAGGAAAGGAAACCCUGUAUCGUAAUAUGUAAGUAGGCCUGUACAUAAUUUGCCAUUUGAUUCCUCUUUGAGGCAAGAUUUAUAUCGGAGGUAAACCAAGUCGUGAAAAUAUGCAUAAUAUUGAGCUACAAUUUCCAAAGUGGUGAUUUGCAGGUGCACUUCUGUUACCUCGACACAUACUGUCAUCUAGGGUAAAUUAAAAAGGUUCUGAUUUCACUUGAAUAAGUACACGGCCAGCAUUUCUCUUCCAAAGUUGGAGAAUUUUGCACUAAUGCUAGUAAAGCUGAUUCUCACUUCAACUUUUGAAAACUUCUUGAGAUAUGAUCCUGCUGCACAGCUAAGGUGAUUCCAAAUGAUGAAUAAUGGAUAUCCAAUAAGAAUCCAUUAUAUCAAUUUAUCUCAGGAGGUAAAAAAAAUGGAAGAAGCUUGAUCUGUUCAUACAAAUAAUUUAUAGGAAACAGUGCUACAGGUCCAGGUAAUGUGCAUUUCCUGAAAUGCAGUUUUAGAAACAUUGUACUUGCCUUCAAAAACGGAUCAGGAAAAAAAUACUUCUUCAUUGACUGAAACAUUUAAUGCCAACUGUUUAAACAUGGAGUAGAAAACAGAUGUCACCUCCAGUUCAUUCCUCUCCCUGUUCCUCCAGUUGUACUUGUCAUCGUUGUGUCUUUAAGUUCUUUAUCUAUCCAUGGAAUGCAGUUUAGCUUGGUACUCAUGACGUUUUGCAUAUGUGAGCAUAUGGGCAAAAACUGCACAGUUGUAAUGGUAUUCCAAUAGCAAUUGUAAAACUGCACAAAUCAGUGAUUGUAAAGUAUUCUGUAACAAGCAAUGUUUGUCUUCUAUUUUUUUAUACCUCUUACACUUAUGUCUUUUAGAAAGACAGUGCCUCUGUAUGCUUUUUUGUAUUUUUACUGAGUGAUUGUAAAUAUUUGUUAUAUUUUUGGUUAAGAGAAUGUUUAAAAGUAUUGUUUAAUAUCCAAUCUACUAAUGAUGUUGGAACCAAUAAACAACUUAUCAUGGA
Messenger RNA from Candoia aspera, 10345 nucleotides. RefSeq names its product Rap guanine nucleotide exchange factor 6 (gene RAPGEF6). Gene Ontology annotation, biological process: small GTPase-mediated signal transduction. The transcript has 31 exons. Gene Ontology annotation, molecular function: guanyl-nucleotide exchange factor activity; protein binding. Bases 686 to 5659 code for a protein of 1657 amino acids. Lineage: Eukaryota; Metazoa; Chordata; Lepidosauria; Squamata; Candoiidae. The record is from RefSeq and is a predicted model, not a curated record.